GACCUUCUUUAACAAAACAAAAAGUAAAAAUAGCACGCCGCCGGAAGCGGGAAAGUGGGUAACGCCCUGUACACGGCGGCUCUCACCGGUAAGAAACCCGCUAGUUGGUUAUCGACAAACACUGCCAACUAUGAACAGUGAAAUGGAAGGAAGAAACUACAUUGCACCAAGCCCAUUAAAACUGAGACAAAACCUCAAACCCCUAAUCGACUCGACUCCAACCGUUCGUUACGUCAUCGGAGAUCACAGCGCCGCCGUACAACAUCCACAGAUACAAUCACUCCUUAUUGACAAUCAACACCUUUUGACGCUUCACGAAAUUCUUACAGUGGAAUUCUCUGCUUCCAAAAACGACCUCCGCCACCUUUCCGCCGCUGCCGAGAAAAUCAAGGCUGAGAGGGACGCAGAGGUGCGCGAGGCUUAUGAUAGGGCGGUGACAAUGGAAGCUGAGGUCAGAUCGAUUGACGAAUCAAAUGCUGAACUGGCUAAAGUCCUAGGCCAUCUGCAGAAAUUAAGAUCGGAGAAGAAAGAACUCGAUGAGAAGUUGUAUAAGCUCCGUGGCGACGUUGAGAAAGUAUCGCUCGAAUACCACCAAAUUCCGUUAAUAAAAGCAGAAAUUGAAAGCAUGCAGAAAGAAAUCCAGAGAGGAAGAGAAGUAAUUGAACAUGAGAAAAGGGUGCAUGUGAGUAACAUUAAACAGCGUGAAGCAAUGGAGAAAUGCAGGAUGUUUAUGGCUCGUGAAAUUGAAAGGUUGCAGGUGGAGGUUAAUGAUGCAGUGAAGAGAGCAAGGGCAGCAGCUGCGGUGGAAGCCGCUUCAAUUCUAGGCAAUGGAUAUGGGAAUUCUGAGAUGGGAUAACCUGCCAUGGCUUUUGGCUGCUGCAACUACAGGUUGAAGAUGAGUUAAAUAUCAUCACCCGCAAAGAAUAGUUAUAGUUGUUGAUUGUGAUUAUUAUUUUGCAAACAUUAGUGUUAUACACAUAGAUGAAAUUCUGUUUUUCUACAUUAAAGUUACUGGGUUGGUUUCAAACUUUCUUGAAUAUGGAGUUUAUAUAAAAGUUUGCUUAAA
Messenger RNA from Lactuca sativa (garden lettuce), 1066 nucleotides. The record is from RefSeq and is a predicted model, not a curated record. Lineage: Eukaryota; Viridiplantae; Streptophyta; Magnoliopsida; Asterales; Asteraceae.